AUGUCAUCUGAUCCAACAAAUGCUCCCAGCGCCACAGCUGGCGCAUCUACCUCGACUCAAGCCCCAAGAGGAAUUCAGAAUGACCCUGCAGUAACCGGAUUCUCACCAGAAGUGUCAAAAUGGAUGAACUAUUUCAAGAUGAUAUCGGGUCAAAUGACACCCGAAGGCAAAUUCCACUACCGGGAAUGGGUACAUACCGUCGAGGAGGAAAAGGACAUUAAGCGCUGCGAAGAAUUCCGUGACUGGCUCUUUACAUAUUCACCCACUGUGCGCUUCAUGUCAGAAAAGAUCCGCGACCUCAAUGGACGGAUAGACCCUUCCAACGUUUACUGUCGGCGUUGCCCUUCAUAUCUCAACGCUGAUGGCACUGUACUGCGACAAUCAGGCGGUUUCAGCCCCGAACAUGGUAUCCUGAUAUGCGCCAACGAAAUUCAGAACAGGAAACAUCUCGAAGACACGCUUGCGCACGAAAUGGUGCAUGCUUGGGAUACGCUUAGGUGGAAGAAUGUCGACUUUGUGGGUAAGCCAGGAAACUUGAAGCACGCUGCAUGUACAGAGAUCCGGGCUUCAAUGCUCAGUGGCGAAUGCAGAUGGGCCAAGGAAGCAUUUACAAGAGGAAACUGGAAACUAACACAACAAUUCCAAAAUUGCGUCCGCAGACGAGCUAUCGACUCCAUUGUUGGCAGAACUGCGUGUAAGGACGACGUUGAGGCAGCCAGGGCCGUCAAUUCAGUGUGGGAUUCGUGCUUUGCAGAUACCCGGCCAUUCGAUGAGGUUUUUAGGUAA
Molecule: messenger RNA, 786 nt
Organism: Fusarium venenatum
Lineage: Eukaryota; Fungi; Ascomycota; Sordariomycetes; Hypocreales; Nectriaceae
Product: peptidase M76 family-domain-containing protein
Biological process (GO): mitochondrial protein processing; mitochondrial proton-transporting ATP synthase complex assembly
Molecular function (GO): metalloendopeptidase activity
Source: RefSeq, a predicted model, not a curated record